UGGGUCAACAACAGAAAUAGUUUGUUAUUUGCUAAACAAAAGUUUGCGGAUUGGAGUUUGACAAACUGUCUGUUCUCUGCACGAUGUUCGUGAACCGUGCCCGUGAGGCACCAUCUGUCGCCUCCACAAGAGUCUUGAAAACACAUCGGAUGAAUUCAGUCGAACAUUUUCGGUUACAGGAGCGAGUGAAAACAAUUGACUACGAGAGCCAACAUAACUAUUCACAAAUCUCGGACGAAAUCGAUGGCGUUCGCCAAAACUUGGUCAAAAUCAAAGGAGUUAAGAAAAAUGUCGGAGUAAGCGUUGAGAGGCGAAAGCUUCUGCGUGAUAAAGGCCUGCGGAUUCUGCCUUCCAAGCAAAAAGGCGAUGUGGAUUAUUUUACGGUGCGCGCACCAAAUGGAAAAGACAUCAAUAUACCUUGUUCGGAUUUCUAUGACGGAGACACACUUAGAAAACAACUCAAUAUCGAUAAAUUUGAUUUGGCCGUGACGCCAAGUCUCGAAGAUGAAAACUCCGACAAUGAGGACCCAAUCGAUUUCGUGCCGACCGAUAGUCGAGGGCGAUGUCACAGUGUGCCGGCGUUAAACCUGAAAGAGUUCCGCUACAGAAACAUAACACCUCCUUUAAGGCCAGGGUCCAGAAGGAACUUUAAGAAUGUUGAAGACGAAAACUCCGAAGAUGACGAGAAAUUGCUCACCCUUGAGAACUUCACGAGCAGAGAAAGGAAAUACGGAAUCUUGAGGCCACAAACUGCCUACGCUGAGAGAGAAAGGCAGGCUAGUCGGCGUCCUAGGAGUCGUACAUGUCCAGCUAAUAUUCAAGAGAACGAAGGCAAGGUACCAUAUAGAAAGCUAUCGCGGAAAAGCUCACAAGUAGCGGGAAACAACAGGAAAAAGUCACGCGGUAAUGAUUCUUUAGUAAGUGAGACGAAUCCCUCCGAGAAAUCAGCCGAACAAGAACAACAAUCAGAUAAUCAGCAGAGGGAAAAUUGCAAUAAUAACGUGGUUUUAGAAGAGACAAUUCCUCUAAAGCCCUCUAUCAGGCCAAGAUUGCGACCCAGGUCAUUAACUGUGGGUUCUGGUGCGCGAAACACUGGUGUGUCCCGUACUGUUGCUGGAAUGAGAAGAAUGAGUUUAGAUACUGAUGAAGACAUUGAACUUCCACCCAGCCCAUCGGGUGCAAAGUGGUUUCAAUCACACACACCAGAAACAAGUCCUCGGGUCCCCAAGAAAAGCGUGACUAUUGUAAAUGAAGAAAACAAGAAGGGAGCAGAUCGGAGGUUUUCGGCUAAACCAGAUCGGAAAGUCUCGUGGAAGGCCAAUAAUAAGCUUAGCGAGGCUUGCAUGCCUUCCGAUGGAUCGUACAUGGAGAGGACUGUGGUUAGGAGGGGAAGUUCGUUGAGCGAGAACAGUCAACAAAGAAGCGCCGGACGCGUGAACAGUGCACCCCAACCACGUCAGCGAAAUCCAACGCACCCGGUCAGGAAAGGACCAAAAGUGAACGGAAGGAGAUCAAGCCAUGAUUUUGUAUAUGAUGCGCGGCCUGAUAAGGCCCUGAGUAAAGGCUACAUGACUAUGCAGAUGACGAUUGGCAACAAGCAAGUCAAGGUGUAUGUACCGAAGUUUUCACCAGGCGAGUGUCUGGAUGACGUCACGGUCGAGAGAGCCCGGGCAAAGUCGGCUGUAAAAGCUGCAGUGGGGAUCAGUCGACCUGUGGCUGGAAAAAGGAAAUAAAUUGCGUUCUGGACAUGCGCAGAAACGGCGGUGUCUUUCUCCGCUUCUACUGUACAGGAUGUCUCUUUUCAAACAAAUUUUCCACGAAAUUAUGUUCAAAGUUUAGAACUGCCUACAUCAUCUUAAUUAUACUACCUUUACAAGGCAAUGUAGUCAGAUUUAUAUUCAAUUCGUUCUUUUUUAAGGGCAAAAUAAAUUUUGUUGAGAAAAUGAAACUCGUUUCUCUAACUGACUUUUUGUCAGAAACACACAGAUAGGUAUCAAAAUAAAGUCUCAAAAAGUCUCUACAAUUUUUGCCCAGGAAGCGAAAAAUGAAACUGGAGACAGUGCCCAGAGGAUACAUUUUUGGUUGGUGAGUUCCCUCUCGUCUCUCAUCGUGUAGAAAGAGAAGGAAAUCUCUCUCUCUCUGGGUAUUGGUACUGUGACCUUAAUUACAUUCUCAGACUGAAUGCUGACGUCGCUGGCCUCAGGCGAUUUAAGCCGUAAUGGGAAUCAUUUGCGACUUGUACGUUUUCCAUUCCUUGCUUGCAUUAUUGCCCGGGGGGAGGGGGGCACUCCCAUCUAGAAGUUAGAUGGGUAUGUACCGUUGUGAAGGGUAUGGUUUUCAGGCAGCUUAGUAAACUCCCGAAAGUAGCGACACCCCUGAAAGUAGCGUCAAAAAUUGUGGCCGCUAAUAAAUCCCAAGAGUAGCGACCCCCCGAAAGUAGCGAGCCCUCCGAAAGUAACGAGUCCACUCCUCUCCCACCAAAAAUAGUCAAGUGAAAUUUGCCGUACGGUCACUUGAUUUAAGGCACUCUAGCUUUACAACAACGGAAGGUAUCGCUUAUGCCACGAAGCGUUGUGAAAUGUCAGUUCGUAUUUCGUGAGUUCAUGUUGCGCCGUGUUAAAAAAAACCCUUAGAAUUUUCAACAAGAAACAGGAACAUUCGAAGAUGAACUUUUUGUAAAAAUUAAAAAUUAAAACUCUGUAUGAUUUUCAACAGGAGCGUAUUAAAUGGAACGUUUCUUCAAAUUUAAAUUGAAAACUCGACCAAAAUACUGAGAUAUUGUUAAAGCAGAGUAGCACAGCAGUCUGUUAUGAAGUAGAAACAGUUUACGGUAUCUGAUUAGCUUUCCUGCCGACCACUGAGAACACAGUCUAGGUAGGAAGAGCCCAACGUUAUGGUAGCAGUAUAGAUUUAAACUGGAACGAAGAAUUUGAUCUGAUGUUUAAAGAACUGUUUUUACGAAUUUCCUUCCUUCGGACAUAUUUCACAGGCAUGCUUUGCGCGCCUAGUCGAACCAUAUUAUCAAAUAGGCGUUUCAACAAGUUGUUCGGCAACCUUUUGGCAACUUCUUGUAUUUCGGGCAACUUUUUUUCGUCUCGACCAACUUUUUGCAUUCUGAGCAAUUUCUAGUUUUCCAUCAAUUCUGAGAAAUCGGAGCAGCCUUUAGUGCUUAAAUUCGCCUUGCUUCCUUAUUUCAUAAUGUUUUAGUAGACAAGUUAAUGAUUUCCUGUGAGAAAGAAGCCAGAUCCCCUUCCCCUCGGGGGCAGAUCAUGGCUGCAAGAUGAUGCAGACGGGCUGCUAGGUCAGCGUUUUUUUUUUUAAAAUUCAAAAUGGCGGACGAAGAUUCACACUCGACUGACUCGAGUGUCUCAGGUGAAGAAUUUUUUCGAGAUUAAUAUAAUAUUAAUAUUGAUGCGAAGUCUUUACU
Orbicella faveolata is the source of this 3427-nucleotide messenger RNA. RefSeq lists its product as uncharacterized. NCBI's taxonomy places the organism in Eukaryota, Metazoa, Cnidaria, Anthozoa, Scleractinia, Merulinidae. The record is from RefSeq and is a predicted model, not a curated record.